Messenger RNA from Tigriopus californicus, 630 nucleotides. RefSeq lists its product as uncharacterized. The record is from RefSeq and is a predicted model, not a curated record. The transcript has 2 exons. The coding region runs from base 111 to 569 and encodes 152 amino acids. Lineage: Eukaryota; Metazoa; Arthropoda; Copepoda; Harpacticoida; Harpacticidae.
UAGGGCCGAUCAAACAAGUCCCUGGAAAAGUAAUCUUGACGAUAAUCAGUGCAAGUACGUCCAUUCUUGACGCUUUUCUCAUUCGAACAAAUUCAAGAGUUCCAACGGCAAUGUCAAGUUGCACGAUUGAAUAUAAUCUCUUAGCAGAACUCGAAGUAGGAGAUGAAGUGAAUCAAGAUGUUUCGGUUUGGUUCAGCGCUCUGAAAACGAGUGAAAGAAGAAUAUAUCAUGAAGGCCGCCCUCGGCCGGGCGAUCUUCUUAUGCACAAGGAUCGAAGACACUUCAAACCCAUGAAGCAAUACAGGCAAAGAUUACCUCGAAGUCCGGACGAGGAGUUUCCCUUCGAAAUCUCCUGCGUGUUAUUUAUAUCUCCCGAGUCAUCGGCCGAUCGAGGUGUCGCCAUCAAGAAAGAAUCUGGGGGCGUUUUCUGGCGCCAAUUCACAUGCUUCUGCGAUUCAUGGGAUUCGGGUCAUGGAGAUAGCAAGGAUCCCUUUCUUGUCAUGAUUUUUGGCAGACGACAAGUGGAAUUGGUCAACACCCAAGCUGAUCCCUCGUGCAUGUUGCUUUAAAUUCCUUUGUAGUAUGUCUCAAAUAACGCUUUUUUGAAUUGGCCAACACAAACGCAUCAUA